Messenger RNA from Rotaria sordida, 948 nucleotides. Lineage: Eukaryota; Metazoa; Rotifera; Eurotatoria; Philodinida; Philodinidae. The record is from the annotation of a GenBank genome assembly.
AUGAGCAAUAGAAGAGCAAUAGAUAUUGAUUUUGGUACAGCAUAUUCAUGUGUUGCUGUAUUUCAAAAUGGCAAUGCUGAAAUCAUUCCUAAUGAACAAGACAAUCGAACAACGCCAUCAUUUAUUGCAUUUACCAAUAACGAACGUUUGAUUGGUGAUGCAGCUAAAAAUCAAAUAUCUAUGAAUUCAAAGAAUACAAUUUUUGGUUUUAAACAACUUCUUGGUCAUAAAUUUAAUGAUGCAACUGUACAAGCUGAUAUGAAACAUUGGCCAUUUAAAGUAAUUAAUGAUAGGAAUAAACCAAAGAUUCAAGUUGAAUAUAAAAAUCAAAUAAAAUUAUUUACACCUGAAGAACUAUCGUCAAUGAUAUUAGCUAAAAUGAAGAACAUGGCAGAAAUUUAUCUUGGUAAAAAAGUUUCCGAAGCUGUUAUUACUAUUCCAACUUAUUUUAAUUCUUCACAACGUCAAGCUAUCAAAGAUGCUAGUACUAUUGCUGGUCUUGAUGUAUUACGUGUUUUAUAUGAACCAGCAGCAGCUGCUAUUGCUUAUCGUUUAGUUAAAAAAACUUCGGAUGAAAAAAAUAUAUUAGUUUUUGAUUUGGGUGGUAGUAAUGUUAAUGUAACAAUUUUAAUAAUUGAAGAAGAUGUCAUUGAUGUUAAAUCAAUAGCUGGUAAUACACAUUUAGGUGGAGAAGAUUUUGUUAAUCGAAUGGUUGAAUAUUUUAUUCAAGAGUUUCAACGUAAAUAUCAUAAAAAUUUAUUAAAUAACAAACGUGCUUUUCAACGACUACAUAAUGCUUGUGAAUGUGCUAAAAUUACUUUAUCAUCAUCAUGUCAUGUUUUAAUUGAAAUUGAUUUAUUACGUGAAGGUAUUGAUUUCUAUUCGAAAAUAACUCAUGAAUGUUUUGAAGAACUUAAUAUUGAUUUAUUUCGAUCAAUACUCGAAUGA